Messenger RNA from Micromonas pusilla CCMP1545, 1182 nucleotides. RefSeq lists its product as uncharacterized. The transcript is spliced from 4 exons. Gene Ontology annotation, molecular function: acyl-CoA dehydrogenase activity; flavin adenine dinucleotide binding. Gene Ontology annotation, cellular component: cytoplasm. Gene Ontology annotation, biological process: fatty acid beta-oxidation using acyl-CoA dehydrogenase. Bases 1 to 1182 code for a protein of 393 amino acids. Lineage: Eukaryota; Viridiplantae; Chlorophyta; Mamiellophyceae; Mamiellales; Mamiellaceae. The record is from RefSeq and is a predicted model, not a curated record.
AUGACCGAGGAGCUCAAGACGCUCGCGCAGCGCGCGGGGCUGUGGAACCUCUGGCUCCCCGUGGACUCGCUCGAACUCAUGAAGAUCGGCGGCGGCGGCGGCGGCGCGCUCGAUGAGGGAGGAAAAAAACUCUCCAAGAGCGAGCUUUCAUUACUCACCGGGCCGGGGUUGACGAACCUCGAGUACGCGCACCUCGCCUCGGAGAUGGGCGCUUCCGUGUGGGCGUCGGAAUUCUUCAACUGCUCAGCCCCGGACACGGGGAACAUGGAAGUUCUCCUGCGCUACGGCACGGCGUCGCAGCAGACGCGUUGGCUCGCGCCGUUGCUCCGCGGGGAAAUUCGGAGCUGUUUCGCGAUGACCGAGCCCGAGGUGGCGUCGUCGGACGCGACGAACAUUCGCUCUCGCGUCGUCCGCGACGGCGACGAGUACGUCUUAAACGGUCGGAAGUGGUGGACGAGCGGCGCGUGCGACCCGCGGUGCGAGGUCGCGAUCUUCAUGGGAAAGACGACGACGGACGAAGACGCCGCGAAGGCGAACGUCCCGAAGCAUCGCCAACAGAGCAUGGUGCUGGUUCCGAUGCGCGCGAAAGGCGUGGAGGUCGUUCGACCGCUGAGCGUGUUCGGAUACGACGACGCGCCGCACGGGCACGCGGAGACGACGUUUCGCGAUGUCCGCGUGCGCGUCGAGGACGCGAUUUUGCUCGGCGAAGGUCGCGGGUUCGAGAUCGCGCAAGGUCGACUCGGGCCCGGACGAUUGCAUCACUGCAUGCGGCUGAUCGGGAUGGGCGAACGCGCGCUGCGUCUCGCGUCGCGACGCGCGGCGGAGCGCGUCGCGUUCGGUAAACCCCUCGCGGCGAACGGCUCGACGCUGCAGACGCUGGGCGCGUGUCGCGUCCGUCUCGACGGCGCGAGGCUGAUGACGCUCGAGGCUGCGAGGAUGUUGGACGCGGAGGGGAACAAACGCGCGAAGGGCGCGAUCGCCGCGUGUAAGAUCGCCGCCCCGAAGGCGGCGCUCGCGGUCAUCGACGCCGCGAUUCAAAUUCACGGCGGGUUGGGCGUGUGCGAGGACACGCCGCUCGCGCGGAUGUUCGCUGGCGCGAGGACGCUGCGACUGGCGGACGGUCCGGACGAGGUGCAUUUGGAGACGGUGGCGAGGAUCGAGGUGAGGAACGCGAAGUUGUGA